Penicillium soppii is the source of this 1326-nucleotide messenger RNA. Its product is annotated as NCBP3 domain-containing protein. The record is from RefSeq and is a predicted model, not a curated record. Gene Ontology annotation, cellular component: nucleus; cytosol. Gene Ontology annotation, molecular function: mRNA binding; RNA 7-methylguanosine cap binding. Bases 1 to 1326 code for a protein of 441 amino acids. The transcript has 2 exons. NCBI's taxonomy places the organism in Eukaryota, Fungi, Ascomycota, Eurotiomycetes, Eurotiales, Aspergillaceae.
AUGGCGCUCAACGGGACUGCAGUUCCUGUCGCAGACAUGGACAUUGACAUGGAUCUUGACCUCGGACCUGAGCCUGAACCAGAACUCGAAUCCAUUCAGCUGGAUCAAACACAAACCUCGAACCAGGAUAAUACUCUUGACCCUCUCACGGAGGAAGCGGUCUACGAAAAGGUGCACGUUCGCGGGGUCGAUGAAAUGACCACAGAGAAUAUAAAACAAUUUGCUCGUGAAUGUUCUGGCCAGGAGCCAGUGCGCAUUGAAUGGAUUGACGACACUUCCGCCAACAUCAUCUACCCCUCCACCGAAAUCGGCCUCCAAGCUCUGGCAGCCUUCACCCAAGUCCCUGAAGAAGAAGACGCGUCUUCCUUGCCUCCUCUGCGUCUCCGAUCUGCGAAGCUCUUCCCAUCCCAUCCCGACUCCGUCAUACAAGUUCGAUCGGCUGUCAAGUCUGACCGCAAGCAAGCACGCGCUCAUGAAAAGAGUCGCUUCUACCUCAUGCACCCCGAACACGACCCUCGGGAACGUCUGCGACAAGAAUUCAAGGACAGGCGGCACAGUGAGGAUUCAGGAGAUGGCAAUUACAGCAGACGCAGAUUUGAUGAUCGGGAGCACCGACGCCGCCGAGAUCGGGAUGACGACGACAACUUCAAUGCCGACAUGUACGGCGACGAUGUGGGUUCCAGUAACUCCGGACGACAGCGGAGAGGCCGCGGCCAUGGUCCGAGAGAACUCUUCCCAGGAGAAGAAGACCGAGCGAGUGGACGCCUCCGUAAUCGCAGUGCAUCACCGGGACGAGACACACUGGAGGAGCAACUCCAGGCCAAUAAAAGUGGUCGAGAUGACAGCCGGCGGUUCCGGGACAGGUCGCCGCGCCAUUCUCGCCCGAAAAAAGAUCUCUUCGCAGGUGACGGCGACGCGCCAGGAAACCGUGAGCUUUUCCCGAACAAGCCGGCCUCCAGCUAUAUCAAGAAGGAGCUAUUCCCUAUCAAACCCAGCCACCAUCGUCGCUCGGAUGCGCUUGACGCAUCCCGUCCUUCAGGAAACUCGGAGAACAGGCGCCAAAGCAACAUCGAACUUUUCCCUGAUUCCGAUGAGGGCGCCCGCAUCCGCGGUGCAGCCGGCGCAGCCGGCGAAGAUCAAGGGUAUGCCAUCCGCGGCGGUGCAUCGCAAGGCCUGUCAAUCAAAGGCAGGGGAUCUUCCGUGCGCGAACUGUUUCCUUCCAAAUUCGACCAUGGGACCAACAACAAUGCCGGAAAGGAAUUGUUUUCCGACACGUUAGAGGGACGUGGUGGUCGUCGACGUCGGGCCGAGGAUAUGUUCAGCUGA